Molecule: messenger RNA, 1326 nt
Organism: Musa acuminata subsp. malaccensis (wild Malaysian banana)
Lineage: Eukaryota; Viridiplantae; Streptophyta; Magnoliopsida; Zingiberales; Musaceae
Product: amino acid transporter AVT1I
Biological process (GO): amino acid transmembrane transport
Cellular component (GO): membrane
Molecular function (GO): amino acid transmembrane transporter activity
Source: RefSeq, a predicted model, not a curated record
GCAGAUGGAGUGUGAUUUGCCUCCGAAGACUGGCACAAGCUUCUGGAGGACAAGUUUCCAUGGUGUCAAUGCACUCUCAGGAUUCGGAAUACUGUCGAUUCCCUAUGCUGUGUCUCAAGGGGGUUGGUUGAGCAUGAUACUUCUUUUGACUAUCGCAGUCGUCUGCUGCUACACAGGGAUACUGCUGCAACGUUGCAUGGAUUCGAACUCACUGGUUAAGACUUAUCCCGACAUAGGUGAAAUAGCCUUGGGGCACAAGGGAAGGAUCCUUGUGUCCGUGUUCCUGUAUCUGGAGCUGUAUCUUGUGGCGACCGAGUUCCUGAUACUAGAAGGUGACAACAUGGAGAAGCUGUUCCCACGUAAAAGUUUCGUGAUUGCCGGACUCAAGAUUGGAGGUAAACAAGCGUUCAUUCUCCUUGGAGCCUUUGUGAUUUUGCCCACGACAUGGCUGCGGAGCUUAGAUCUACUGUCUUAUGUGUCACUUGGUGGAGUGUUGGCUUCCCUCGUCGUGGUAGCCUCUGUUCUUUGGGCUGGAGCAGUCGAUGGCGUAGGAUUCCACGAGAGAGGAGUUCUUCUAAACUGGACUGGAAUUCCUACUGCUGUCAGCCUUUACGCCUUCUGUUAUAGUGGUCAUGCCGUUUUCCCCACCAUAUACGUUCCCAUGAAAGACAGAAGGAUGUUCCCCAUGGUAUUGUUCAUCAGCUUUACACUCUGCACUCUCAACUACAGCUUAAUGGCAACAGUAGGCUACCUGAUGUACGGUGAAACCUUGAAGUCUCAGAUCACACUAAACCUUCAAGCUGGGAAACUGAGCUCAAAGAUAGCAAUCUGCACGACUCUCAUCACUCCGUUCGUGAAGUACGCUUUGCUGGUGACACCCAUCGCUCGUGCCAUCGAAGAUCGGCUGCACGUAUCUAAGCAUUGGUCGAUUAGCCUCGUCAUCAGAACUGGUAUUGUGAUCACCACAGUGGCUGUGGCGUUAAGUGUUCCAUUUUUUGGAGACAUCGUAGCGCUCACAGGUUCAUUUCUGAGCAGCACAGCAACGAUGGUGCUGCCCUGUGUGUGUUACCUUAAAAUCUUCAAGAACUCCAGGAAAUGGAGUUAUGAACUGCUGUGCAUAGUAGCAAUUAUUGUGGCUGGCUCUGUGGUUGCAGUUACAGGCACUUAUGCUUCGCUGAAGCAGAUCAUACAGCAUCUGUGAACACAGACAUUAUAAGAAGUAUGUUUCUUAGGUUGCUUUUCUCCAACUGAAGAACAUAGUUAUACAUGAUAUAUGUGUAACCAACCAUGUAAUUAUAUAUUUAUAUAUGAUUACGGUAGUUUGCA